Melanotaenia boesemani (Boeseman's rainbowfish) is the source of this 3704-nucleotide messenger RNA. It is a transcript of the gene tcerg1b, whose product is annotated as transcription elongation regulator 1b (CA150). The record is from RefSeq and is a predicted model, not a curated record. NCBI's taxonomy places the organism in Eukaryota, Metazoa, Chordata, Actinopteri, Atheriniformes, Melanotaeniidae. Bases 52 to 3129 code for a protein of 1025 amino acids. The transcript is spliced from 21 exons. Gene Ontology annotation, molecular function: transcription coregulator activity; RNA polymerase binding. Gene Ontology annotation, cellular component: nucleus.
UGGAAACCACUUCGGGGCGUUUCCAGGAAGAGAGUACCAACAUUUUCUGUAAUGGCGGACCAGGCAGAAAACGAGACUAUCGGGUUCAACGAUAACAGAAUGGCGCAGCAGGCAGUGCGCUUUCGUAGCCCUGCCCCUGCUCCUGCACCAGCGCCUGCACAGACUCCAGUAUUACGAGGCCCCCCACCACUCCUUAGGCCUCCGCCACCACCUUUUGGGAUGAUGAGGGGACCUCCACCAAGACCCCCAUUUGCACGUCCACCCUUUGACCCCAACAUGCCUCCCAUCCCGCCACCAGGAGCCAUGCCACCACCAAUUGGACCUCCUCAUCUUCAGAGACCUCCGUUCCUCCCCCCUCCUGUUGGUAACCUGCCGCCUCCCCCAGGGAUGUUGUUUCCUCCUGGGAUGCCCCCUGUCCCUGCAUCUGGAAACCCUGCACUAAACCCUGCAGAGGAGAUCUGGGUAGAGAACAAGACACCAGAGGGAAAGGCAUACUACUAUAAUGCCCGUACUAGAGAGUCAUCAUGGAGUAAACCAGAUGGUGUGAAGAUCAUCCAGCAGUCUGAACUCAACCCUCUUCUUGUUGCGGGAGCUGCUGCUGGUUCAGGAGCAAAUGUCGGGGUGACUGUGGCUGCCAGCUCCAGCAGUGGCAACACUACAGCCAGCACAGCAGCAGGAGCCUCCCCCACUCAGGCCCCAUCCUCAACCCCCUCCCAGACACUCACCUCCAGUCCAGACUCCAUUACCACCCUGUCCCCCUCUGUGACCUUAGCAGCCACAGUUGUAGCAGACCUUCCCCCUGUUGCCACAGUGACCUCAACUGUUGCUGUGUCGCCGGUCACCGUGGUGACUGUUUCUACGGUGCCAUCACCUGUUACGGCAGUUCAGACUGUGCCUCUGCUGCCAACAGCCCUGCCUCACAGUGUGGCACAGCCCACCGCAGCCAUACCUGCCUUCCCCCCUGUCAUGGUGCCGCCUUUCAGGGUGCCUUUACCAGGCAUGCACAUACCUCUACCAGGUGUAGCAAUGAUGCAGAUAGUAGGUGCACCGUGUGUAAAGGCAGGCCCCAGCGCCAACGGCAUGCUUCCUGGUAUGGGCCCGCCUAUAGUCUCCAUGAUGCAUCCUCAACUGGCACUUUCAGCAGCUCCUGCCUCCAUGGCUGGGUCAUUGCAGCUUCCUGAGUGGUCAGAGUACAAAACAGCUGAUGGGAAAACUUACUACUACAACAACCGGACUCUGGAGUCCACCUGGGAGAAGCCACUGGCUGUUAUAGAGAAAGAAAAAGAAGCAGAAAAGGCCAAAGAACGUCUAGCCCAGGAGGAGGCUGAAGCAAUGGAGAUGGAGGAUGAGGAGAACAAACCAGAAAACACUAAUAAUGUGAAAGAGGAGCCCAAAGAAGAAGAGAUGACAGAGGAGGAAAAGGCAGCUCAGAAAGCCAGGCCCAUAGCGACCAACCCCAUCCCUGGCACGCCUUGGUGUGUUGUGUGGACCGGCGAUGAUCGUGUUUUUUUCUACAACCCGACAACAAGGCUGUCCAUGUGGGACCGUCCAGACGAGCUGGUUGGUCGGUCUGAUGUUGAUAAGCACAUCCAAGAACCACCACACAAGAGAGGCCUGGAGGACAAUAAGAAGACAGGUGUUAAUAAGGAGGAGCCUGAGUUAGCCAUUGCUACUGAAGAUAAUCAAGAUGAAGAGCCAACCAAAGCCAAAAAGAGAAAGAAAGAAGACUUGAAAGAAGCAGAUUCAGAGAAAGAAGCAGCCAUGGAGGCAGAGCUCAGGGCUGCCAGAGAGAGAGCAAUAGUCCCACUAGAGGCCAGAAUGACCCAGUUCAGAGAAAUGUUGCUGGAGAGAGGGGUGUCGGCAUUUUCAACUUGGGACAAAGAGCUUCAUAAAAUUGUGUUUGAUCCACGUUACCUUCUGCUAAACCCAAAAGAAAGGAAACAGGUUUUUGAUCAGUAUGUGAAGACACGAGCAGAGGAGGAGAGAAAGGAGAAGAAAAACAAGUUGAUGCUGGCCAAAGAUGAGUUUAGGAGGAUGAUGGAGGAGGCAAAGCUCUCACCCAGAACAACAUUUAGUGAAUUUGCUUUGAAGCACGGCAGAGAUCCACGAUUUAAGACCAUAGAGAAGAUGAAAGACAGGGAGGCUAUCUUUGUGGAAUUCAUCACUGCAAUGAGAAAAAGGGAGAAAGAGGACUCCAAAACCAGAGGAGAGAAGGUAAAGCAAGACUUUUUUGAUCUUCUAAGUGAGCAGCACAUAGAGGGAAAUCAACGGUGGAGCAAAGUAAAAGAGAGACUAGAGACCGACCCACGAUACAAGGCUGUAGAGAGCUCCGCACUCAGAGAGGAACUUUUCAAACAGUUCAUGGAAAAACAAGCCAAGAACAUCGACAUUGAGAAGGAGCGAGAGUUGGAGCGGCAGGCUCGUAUUGAAGCCAGUCUCAGAGAGAGGGAGCGGGAGGUCCAGAAGGCCCGAUCAGAACAGACCAAAGAGAUCGACCGAGAAAGGGAGCAGCACAAGAGGGAGGAGGCCAUCCAGCAUUUCAAAGCUCUGAUGUCUGAUAUGGUGCGUUCUUCAGAUGCAACAUGGUCAGAAACCCGCCGUAACCUGCGGAAAGACCAUCGAUGGGAGUCUGCAUCCCUGCUGGAGAGAGAGGAGAAGGAGAAGUUGUUUAAUGAACAUGUAGAAGCACUGGCCAAAAAGAAGAAGGAGCAUUUUAGGCAGCUCCUGGACGAGACCAGCAUGAUCACUCUAACUACUUCGUGGAAAGAAGUGAAGAAGGUCAUCAAGGAAGACCCUCGCUGUAUAAAAUUCUCUUCCAGUGACAGAAAAAGACAGCGAGAGUUUGAAGACUACAUCAAGGACAAAUACAUCACCGCCAAGGCUGACUUCAGAACCCUGUUAAAGGAGACAAAGUUCAUCACAUACAGGUCGAGAAAGCUGAUCCAGGAGUCAGAGCAGCAUCUGAAAGAUGUGGAGAAGAUCCUUCAGAAUGACAAGCGGUACCUCGUUCUGGAGUGCGUCCCUGAGGAGCGCAGGAAGCUAAUCAUGUUCUACAUUGAAGAUUUAGACCGACGUGGACCACCGCCUCCUCCCACCGCUUCUGAGCCCACACGACGCUCUACCAAGUGACCAAUCGCAUAACCUUCUCGGCCAGUGCCCUACUCCUUAUCAUCCUCCCUUUGGCCAGAGCAUGAACUCCCCUCAGCACCCCCUGAACCCCAGCCUCCAGGCCCGUGGAUGGCCUUGCAGUGUUAUUGCUAGGGUGAUAUUACUUAGAGAUGUUCCAUAGAGAUGAACGGUUAUGGGUCUCUGUGUUAUGUCACCUUUUAGCCCCGAAGUAGCCCUGCAUUUAAGGCAACUGCAGGUAACAGAAGUUACCUGAUUUCAAGGUGACUUGUGACCUCUCACCUUUGACUGAUCACAUAAGAGGGAGAGGAAAAGUGAUGAGGCUGCUGCCCGAGCAGCCACACAGGUGUAAGAUAGCUGAUGUAAAUGAAGAUGGGUGUAUGUAUGUAUGAGUGUGGUGCACGCAUAUUUGAGUAUGUGUGCAUUUGUUUGAGGCGUCCUUAUGCCUUACAGCUCCACUGUGCCAGUCAUUGUUUCAGUGGCUCGGUGUGAAUGUUAGUUUCGGUUCAGUGGUUUAUUCAGAUGUUGCAGCAGAUUCUCUGUUGAGUGAAAUAAAGGCAACUUCCACUGUUUUUCAA